Molecule: messenger RNA, 204 nt
Organism: Letharia columbiana
Lineage: Eukaryota; Fungi; Ascomycota; Lecanoromycetes; Lecanorales; Parmeliaceae
Exons: 1
Coding region: 1-204 (67 amino acids)
Source: RefSeq, a predicted model, not a curated record
AUGGCAUUCGACCACCAAAAUGACAUAACAGCGCAAAGCGACGGUCUGGAUGUCGAGUUUCGUGACAGUUACCGAGUCAGCGACCUUCGUCAAGACGUCUCCGAGGCCAUUGUCAAAUCCACCAAGCCCCUCACCGGACCUGGGGUACCCGAGAAACGGCAUUUAGAAUUGCAACUACCAAGCAGCAUGACCUACAACCAAUGA